AGGGUGGGCCUCGGGGUAACCUAGCACGUAAUUCAUACAUGUUGAAAACACUACUCGCGGCCUUUAUACAUUUAACAGGGUCGUUAAUAAUCCAAAUCGGUUUAAUGAUGCAACCCUAAAGUGUAGGGUUUUAUGAGCUCUAUUGUAACAAGCCACCGUCGAACUAACAGUAGACGACACGUGUAACGUUACUGUAAUGCGGUUUACAUUAUUUUCUUUACUCCGAAACUUUAACGGGCGCUCAAAUCUGCGGUCAAAACAUGAGCGCGGCGCGUGCUGUGUGUGUGUUGGCAAGGGCGAAAUGGCGUUGUUCUCGUGGGUUCCUUGUUUUGGCUGCGGUGUUUACUCCCGUCGCCCCUGGCAACGUGACUGCCACGUGUGCCCUUACAAGGACUUUCCGCCGGCUUUUCCGAGGAAUUCCGUGGCCACCCCACCGUACGUCACGCCAGCGCGACCAAUGGCGAGCACCGGGGGAAGCCCCCCCUCCUCCCCCCCCCUUUGUUUUGCACCGUGUUGUUGAUGGUCGCCCAGGGUGACGGUGCCCCCGGGUGUCGCGCUGAGACAUUCAUAAUGAGAAAGAAGGGGGUGAAAAAAGGAUUUUAAGCGCUUAGCCAAACAUUGUUCGGGGGUAGCCUACGUUAUUUUUAGUGUGGAAUUCAUACGCUUGAGUAUGUCAAGGCGGGGGUUUGCGCUGUCAGCUUGAGUUUGAAUCGAGUGAAAUAUAUUUAUUUCAUCCCAAUGCGCCCAUUUAUAAUUGUCAAAUUCCAAGGGUUUCCCCUGCUUACACAACCAAUCGGGCGGUUCCCAGUUCCAUUUGUGCAACUUACACGUUCCCGCGACAGGGCCAAGUCUGGCUAUAGAACGACCACUGUUCACUCUCCACAGACGGGUGCUUAUUGUAUCGACUCCGGAUAAAUAAUGAUGUUUGUGGAAAUUACACAUUCCUAUGCCGUGGGUAAGUCUAUUGGACAACCAUAUUUGACCUCAAAAAAGUAUUUAUUAUGUAUCCACCCCAGAGGCAUGGAGAUGGACUGCGUUAACCCCCCAAAUGAUGGCGAGUCGAUAAAUAAAUGUGUAAAGGUGCUCAAUCUAUCAGGAUUAUAAUAUAAUAUUCGGAACUAAUGUCCAUAACCUCUAACCCUAAUACUAAGCUCUCAUCUUUAAUCUCAAACCCUAUCCCUUGACUCUUAUAUCCUAGCUAUGCACCUUAAACCGUAAUCCUAUAUGAAAACUAAUUUUAUUUUCUUCAGCUAAAAUCGAAAGAAUCAACAAUCGUGAAGGACUGAUAAAAACAACUCAGGAAAGAGCUGUGAUUGGACGAAGCUCUUGUCUAUGAGUGGAUGAAAAUCUGGGGGAGCAGCAGCCACUCCCAUAUAAAUAGUGGGGGUGGGGGGGUUAUUGCACUGUCAGCCCGGCGUCCUACGCUUCUUCCCUGUCACGGCUAACAUCAGUGGCGAGUGAUACCUGAAGCAGUCCUGGGCCCACCCUGCAACAACACGCACGGACCAAUGCGGUGAUGUAUGGUUCCCACCUUUGAUCUCUCUGAUGAUGACCUACUGGACUUCCUCCUCACUGCUCCCUCGACCUCGGGAUCCCUGUCCCACCUUCUGGGUCCCACGGUGGAGGAGCAGAUGGGCUUUACGGUGGAGGAGCAGAUGGGCCCCUUGGCGGAACAAGGAUUCUACAUGAGCAACAGCUCGGAGCUUGACACUUCGGUGCUUUAUAGUACGUGCAGCCUGGCUGUAGGCUUUGAUACAGAGACUCUGAUGAAUGCUGGAAAUGAGCUGUUAACCUCCACGGCAGAAUUAAUGGACGACUCCAGGAGAGAAGCAAUGGUUGUCUCCACGACAGAAGUUCCAUACGUCCCCAGGACGGCGCUACUGGAGGUCUCCACCAUGAAUGAACCAUUGUUCCCCAGAACGGAGCAGCCAUUCGUCUCCACAGUGGAGCAUCUCCUGGGACCCAGGAUGGAGCAACCAAUGGUACCCAGGAUGGAACAACAACCGGUCUCUGGAGCAGAACUAUCAUUUGUCCCUCGGGCAGAGCAACCACUGGUCCCCAUUGUUGAGCAAAAGGUACACCCCAGGAUGGAGAAACCUUUAGUUCCUAUGGCAGAGCUACUAGAGGUUCCCACGAUGGAGCUGCCAUCAGUCCCCGGCAAAGAUCCUGCCAGCUCGGCCCAGCACCGCGAGGGAGCAAUGCCAUCACCUCAACAGCCAACCAUUACUGCGGCAACCGGCGGAAACACCUUUACAAAAGCUUCCGGUGUGCAAGGCGUGCGUGCGCGUGGCGGUGCACGCAUCAGGAAGGCCUCGCAUGCGUGCACACACCCGGGGUGCGGGAAGAUUUACACCAAGAGCUCGCACCUCAAGGCGCACGUUCGCACACACACAGGAGAGAAGCCGUACGUGUGCCCAUGGUCUCCAUGCCCGUGGCGUUUCGCACGUUCGGAUGAGCUCACGCGCCAUGUCCGCAAGCACACCGGGGCGCGGCCCUUCUCCUGCCCAGACUGCGACCGGAGAUUUGCUCGCUCCGACCACCUCACCCUGCAUGCCAAGACUCACCUAUGACUCUCACUUGUAUGCCAAGAGCCACCUAUGACUCGCGCCUGCACGCCAAGAGCCACCUAUGACUCGCAUCUGUGUUCCAAGAGCCACUUACGACUCUCACCUGUACGCCAAGAGCCAGCUACGACUCCCCUGUAUGCCAAGAUUUACCCGUAUUCAACUGUGACUCUCACUUUUUGGGUCAAGACUCAACUAUGACUUUCAACCUUUGUCAAGAAUGACUUGUAUGGUCAAUACUCAGAUGUACAAAUCUGACUCCUCUGUUCAGUUAAAACUCACCUGUACAUCAAGAUGUACCUGUCACUCAUCUAUAUCCUGUGACUGUCACCUCUAUGCCAAGACUUGUCUGUCACUUACCUGUUACCUGUAGGUCAAAACCUACCUGUGACUCAAGACUUGCAUGUCUACGAAGACCCUCUUGUCGCUCAUAUGUAUGAUAAAUUCACCAGUAUACUGUUCUAAGACGCACCUGUAAUUCACCUGCUUGGUCCAUAGUUGCCUUUCAAUCACCUGAGUUAGGAGGUAAAAAUGAAUAGGUCAGUGAGGGCUGAGUUGGUGAGCAGUUAGUAGAAUGAGUUACGAACUGGGUUGGUGCGUGAUUGUUUGGGUGGACGAGUAGGUGAGUGGGUGGGUAAAACUUUACUUUUAAAAACCGUAAAAAAAGGUUAGUUUUGCAUCCAAGACAAAAAUAUACCCAAUGUUUAAGUAAAACAUUAACUUUGCCUGACGUGAGCCUCUCCCACUGUUAUCACUGCCUUAUAGCGUAAAUAUAAAGUUAUACUUAGGUAUGAAAUACACUGAUAAUUAAGCUCGAUGGGCUGUCAUGAUUAAAUAUAUUACGUCAAUAUCAAGAGUUAAGAAAUCUUAAGGAGUUCUCUCACCAGGUUAAAUAAAUUGUCAGUCACAAAUUUGUUAUGUCAUUGGGCUUUCACUGGGGUAAAUAAUGGAAAAUGAAGUUAUAUUUAUAGACAUUGAAGUUAUUUAUAAUUGAUAUAUUGGAUGAGCAGGACUUUUCGUAUACAGUAUUUGAUAAGCCGGACUUAGAAUUUAUACAUUGCAUUUAGCAAUGAUGAGAAAUAAGUCAUACGCUAUAUCUAGAAUAUGUAUAUUACAUAUGGGAGACUUUGAAUAUUCAUGGGUGUAUGUGUUAUUUCUACUAUGUUGGAUAAGGAGACCUUGAAUUCAUAUAAUGGUUAAAAUUCGCUAUGCGAUCAUAUAUUGGAUAAGCGAAACCCUUCAUUACUUAAAAUGUAUACUGUGGAUAAGCCGUGCUUUGAAUGUAUACAUUUAAUAUCCUCUUGUUUUCGGUAUAUAUGCAAGUUGUGAAUAUGAGAGACUGGAAAUAAAACGUUCUUUUCAGUAAGC
Petromyzon marinus (sea lamprey) is the source of this 3932-nucleotide messenger RNA. RefSeq lists its product as uncharacterized. Gene Ontology annotation, molecular function: DNA-binding transcription factor activity, RNA polymerase II-specific; RNA polymerase II cis-regulatory region sequence-specific DNA binding. Gene Ontology annotation, biological process: regulation of transcription by RNA polymerase II. The record is from RefSeq and is a predicted model, not a curated record. NCBI's taxonomy places the organism in Eukaryota, Metazoa, Chordata, Hyperoartia, Petromyzontiformes, Petromyzontidae.